UCGAUUAUUUUGUUUGUUCAAGAAUUGGUGUCAACGUUCUUUCAAGUUUUGAAACGAAGACAGAAGCAUAUCAUGAGACUGCCAUGGAAAAGAGCCUCGGUGGAUAAGGCCAAUGAACUUCAAACACAAGACUCUGUUGUACCCAUGAAACCUCACCAGUCGAUUGAGGCAGCGGUUGAGGAUCCUGUAGAUGAAGAAGAAACGCCGUUCGAGAAAAGUUUCGAAGAUGCGAUGAAAGAGUCAUUUGAUAUUGGUGGUAGAAGCCGUUCAUCUUCUUAUGACCCUAAUGAUCCUGACAAGGAGUAUGUGCCUCCUCGGAAGAUGAGUUGGUGGAUGCUUACCAUGUUAAUGUGUGGAUAUAUGGUAGGAAUUGGAGUGUUAUCCAUUCCUAGUGCUUUCCAAACACUUGGUUGGGUGGGAGGUGUUUUCAUUCUUACUGGAGUUUAUUUUAUCACCACAGCAACAGGAUACUUUCUGUAUUACAUGGGUCUGCGUUAUCCAACUAUACGGAGCUAUGCUUCCAUGAGUCGUCGACUCUGGGGAAAGGCAGGAAUGUAUUUUACCGCGUUCAUUGCGUAUUCCUACUUCUUUGCUUUGUUGACAAGUGACCUGCUAACGUCAUCCUUGACUUGGAAGAAUAUGUUGCAGAAGGAACAUAUAUGUACCGUGGCAUUUGCUGCAAUUGCAUACGCCAUGUUGCUUCUUGCUGGCCAAGCCCGAAGUCUGUUUGAAAUUACUUACAUCGUUCUAGUUGCUAUCACGUUUAUAGUGAUUCCUAUAAUCCUUGUUUGUGUGAGGUCUCCAGUAAUUGGUGCAGGUCUGGCGAAAACAUACGCCAGUUCGUCAGCAUCCUUUUAUGAAGGUUUGACUGCAGCAAUGGAUAUUAUUUUUGCCUUUACAGGUCACUUGAUUUAUUUUGAAUUUAUGGCAGAGUUGAAAAGAGUAGAAGACUUUCCAACAGCUUUAUGGCUUUCACAAACCUUUAGUUACGCAUGUUACUUAACGUUGUCAGCGGUUGCUUAUUAUUAUCUUGGACAUACUGGAAAGAUGGAGAGUCCGGUGACGUUGGUUAUCAAACAUGGUGCCAUACAUUAUGUGAACGAUGUUUUUAUGGUAAUUCAUGUUACUAUUGCUGGAACUAUUGGUGGAAAUGUGUUAAGUCGAGCAGUCCAAUGGGGUUUUCAGCCACUAAUUGCCGGAGGCUUGAGAAAGUUUCGAGAUGGUUCCAUCCGUAACAGACUUUGGUGGUUACUUUGGACGGGUGUCACUUACGGCGGAGCAUUUAUUGUAGCAGAGUUGAUUCCUUUCUUUUCAUCCUUUAUUGGCAUUAUGACUUCAUUAUUCUCUUCGUUUUUGACGUUUAUGGUGCCAAGUGCAUUUUACUUUUGGGAAUUUUGGCAUGACACUCGCUGGUAUCAAAAACUCUUGCCGUUUUUCUGUUUCCUUGUUGGUUUUCUUAUGUUGACAUUAGGAAGCUAUGGAACUUUCAAGAGUCUGAUAGUUGCCAUUGAACACACUGGAAAACCCUUUAGUUGUACUCGAAAAUUCUGAAAAUGCUCCUUUGUGUCGUAUUUA
Galdieria sulphuraria is the source of this 1575-nucleotide messenger RNA. Its product is annotated as amino acid transporter, AAAP family. Gene Ontology annotation, molecular function: amino acid transmembrane transporter activity. The transcript has a single exon. Gene Ontology annotation, cellular component: vacuolar membrane. Gene Ontology annotation, biological process: amino acid transmembrane transport. NCBI's taxonomy places the organism in Eukaryota, Rhodophyta, Bangiophyceae, Galdieriales, Galdieriaceae. The record is from RefSeq and is a predicted model, not a curated record. Bases 73 to 1551 code for a protein of 492 amino acids.